This is a messenger RNA of Sitodiplosis mosellana (orange wheat blossom midge), 2541 nucleotides long. RefSeq names its product extended synaptotagmin-2-like. Lineage: Eukaryota; Metazoa; Arthropoda; Insecta; Diptera; Cecidomyiidae. Bases 1 to 2391 code for a protein of 796 amino acids. The record is from RefSeq and is a predicted model, not a curated record. Gene Ontology annotation, biological process: lipid transport. Gene Ontology annotation, molecular function: lipid binding. The transcript is spliced from 13 exons.
AUGGCUACUGUCGACGUUAAAACUAGUCAUACCGAAGCAAUAAACGGUACAGCCGCUGGUACUGCUGGUGGUCCUGCGGCAGCGGCUGCAGCUGUAAAAACAAGUGCAAUUAAAAAUGAAAACGAAAUAAGCAUUAAAACUUUCAUAUGGGCAAUUGUAAAGAAAGCAACAGUGAUCAAUGCCAUUUACCUCGUUGGAUACAUGAACUGGUCGAUUGCAUGGCUCAUUACACCCAUGAUUUUGAUUGAAACACAUAACUAUUGGCGCGAAACAAACGGUGCCAAUCGUAAAUUUGUACGGAAAAUUGCCAGACAAUCAGCGGCCACGAACGAGAAAGAUGUGAUUUUAGCCAAUAUCAAAGAUCUACCAUCAUGGGUCUACUUUCCCGAUUUUCAACGCUGCGAAUGGGCAAACAGCAUAUUACAACAAAUCUGGCCGAAUGUGAAUGAUUUUCUAAAAAACUUUGUGAAAAAUUGGUUGGAGAAAAAAAUUCGUAAAUCUCUUUCGAAAAAGAAACUAAAUGAUUUCGAAUUUGACCGCAACCGGAUUUUAUUCGGUACAACGCCGCCACGAAUUGGCGGUUUAAAAGUGUACGAUAAAAAUAUCUCCCGUGACGAAAUCAUUGUGGAUAUGGAAUUGAUUUUUAUGAGCGAUUGUAACGUUAAUUUCAAGUUGGCCGGAAUGUCAGCGUCUUUGCAAGACUUUGAAAUUCAUGGAAUGCUUCGAGUUAUUAUGAAACCGCUGAUUUCAAAGGCACCAUUCAUUGGAGGAUUGCAGAUUUUCUUCUUGGAUAAGCCUCACAUCGAUUUUAAUUUAUGCGGAGCGAGUGAAGUUUUAAAAGUACCUUAUUUAGGUGAUAUACUUCGGCGGGUCAUUGCGAAGAAAAUCGCUAAAAUCAUGGUUUGGCCAAACAAAUAUCCAAUCAAAUUGACCAAAAAAACAACGACAGCCGCAAUACGAAUGCCCCAACCGGAGGGCGUUUUGAGAAUUAACAUUGUGGAAGCAAGAGAUUUGAUCAAACAAGAUAUUGGCGGCAAAUCAGAUCCAUAUGCAAUUUGCAAUAUUGGAACGCAACAAUUUCGUACACGAACGAUUUACAAUAAUUUGAAUCCAGUAUGGAACUACUGGUGUGAGGCUUGUAUUGAUGUCAAAUGUCCAAGGUCAAUUGUUUUUGAAUUGCUCGAUUGGGACCGAGCUGGUGGCUCUGAUCCACUCGGAAGUGCGACGAUUGAUAUAAGUCAUGUCGUGAAAAAUGGAUCGUUGGAUACGUGGAUUUAUCUCGAAGGAGUGAAGCAUGGAGAAUUGCACGUCCGGUUUACUUGGUAUGAGCUAUCUCCUGCGUAUGGAGAUUUGCGUGCGGCUCUUGCUGAAACCAAAUUAUUACAGAUCACAAAGUUAAGUAGCGCCGUUUUAUCGGUUUACAUUGACUCCGCGAGCGAUCUUCCGCAAAUCGAUGAUGAUUGUAAACCAGAUCCGUUCGUUAUGUUAACGGUUGGGAAUGUCGAAUGGAAAACUUCGUCGAAAAAGGAAACCGAUUCACCAGUGUUUGAGCAAGGUUUUACAUUCCUUGUGGCGAAUCCAGAGCAAGAUAUACUUCAAAUUCGAGUGGCGGGCAAAAAUCCGGACGAAAAACAUGGCGAUCGUCUUGGCCGUUUGUCAUUCAAUAUAUGUGAACUUCUCACUCAAAAUGAUUUACAAAUUGUUUCACAACCAUUCGAACUGAAGAAGUCGGGCCCAACGUCGAAAAUCAUCAUGUCAUUGGCGCUGAAAAUUUUAAAACGUUCUGAAAACGGAUCCAGUGAAUUGACUCCUUUGGAAGAUACACCCAUUGAAGAAGCUGAAGAGCCACAAGAGGAUAAUGCUGUGUCAGAUGGAGAAAAUGCGCCGGAGAGUGAUGUGCACGCGGAGAAAGUGUCUAAUUUGGGCAGCAUCCUUGUGGAGAGUGGCCCACGAAAUGGAGAGUCUUCCUUGUGUUGCUAUGGAUUGGGCAGUAUAAAACUGACUCUACAUUACAGCAUUGAACUUCAAUACUUGUCGGUUACUGUUCAUAAAAUUAUAAACAUUCCAGUAAAAGAUCAAUCUGUCGCGUUGAAUACGUAUGUGAAGCUCUAUCUGCUGCCAGGAAGAUCAUCCGACUCGAAACGAAAAACCAAAGUUGUCAAAGACUCAAGUGAUCCAAUUUAUGAAGAAAACUUCAGAUAUCUACUCUCGCCAGCAGAAUUGAGAGAUCGAAAAUUGGAGGUAGUUGUGUCUACACGAAAUGCAUUCUAUGCACUUCUACACGGAUCGGGUUCGAUCGUUGGAAAGGUUCAACUUAGCCUAGACGAUGCAGAAAUUGCAAACGGAGUUACCAAUUUUUACGACCUUCUACCAGAAAAUGAGUUAGAUUAGAAAAAUGAAUAUUUGCUGGGGAUAAUUUAUUGAGUGACAGCAUCAAAUUUAACUUCCAAUGACGAGUUUUAAGCAAUUUUUAUAUGAAUUUUAAGCGAAAUCAAACGAAAAUACUUUUGAAUAGAAUAUAUAUGCUUAAUUAAUGCUCAA